Messenger RNA from Lichtheimia ornata, 1722 nucleotides. RefSeq lists its product as uncharacterized. The record is from RefSeq and is a predicted model, not a curated record. NCBI's taxonomy places the organism in Eukaryota, Fungi, Mucoromycota, Mucoromycetes, Mucorales, Lichtheimiaceae. The transcript is spliced from 2 exons. Bases 1 to 1722 code for a protein of 573 amino acids. Gene Ontology annotation, cellular component: mating projection tip.
AUGAUUCAACAACACUAUACUUUAGCAUGGCUCAACAUGGCCACCUUGGCAUUAAUACCGGUCCUGGUGACAAUGUGUAAAGUUCAAGCAUCCAUCACCUCGACAAUAGCAGCAGCACAAGCCAUUGCACAUCGUGGAUGUGACGAUAUGAAUGCAGCAGCAGCACGUGUAGUAAGCAUUCCAGCGGUGUUGCGUGAACGAGCUUACACCGAAAUGCAAACAACAGCCGACAAUUUGCUGCGUGGUUUAAUUACAGCCAUUGAUACCCUUGAAGGCAUUGUUUUAUGGAUCAUUGGACUAUACAAGUCGACGUUUCGAUGCUUAUUGGGUCUUGCUGUAAAUGGAGUGAUGUCCGUUGUGUCGAAAAUUGCCGGCCCAGUCCAAGAAACGGCUGAAAAUAUUCUUCAAGGCGGUGCCAAUGUACUCCAACAGCUUGUCGGCAAUAAUCAGCCGAACCAGCAGCAGCCAAAUGUGUCACUAGGUGACUGGGCAGGCGGUAUGCAAGAUGUGCAACAAAAGGUGGAACAAUGGACCAAGGGAGAAAAUGACCCAUUGAAUGCCUUGGUGAGUGCACCCUUUGAAAAGAUCAAAGAGGACAUCCAAGCAAGUUUGGGACAAUGGAAACCACCUCAUUACAACAACAACAAUGAAACCGCCGGUGUAAUAGCAUCCUCCUCCGAUGAAAAGAUGCAUGCAACAACAUGGUGCACUGCUGAACCACUUGUCAAUGCAUUGGAUGACACCAAAACAAAGCUGCAUACCGUCAUUUGCAUUUGCAUUGUGAUUGUGGUGCUCUUUAUUGUUGUUAUUAUCUGCAUCAAUAUGCUAUACAUGCGUCGUCGAUCUCAAUUUCUCACCCAAUGGCGACGUCAACUUGCAUAUGACCUAACAACACACGACGUCAAAGAACAAGAUCGUGCUUUGCGAAAGGAACAACAACACGCCCUUGAUCAAGAAUUGGCACUGUUUGGGGAUGCACAUCAACACGCUGCAAGCACUCUGUUGGAUCCUCAUAGUCGAAUGGCAAGGUGGAUUCGUACAUUGGCCAUCCACCGGUAUGCCGUCUAUUGUCUUUUGGUGGGCGUUGUCGGUCUUGUUGGUACCUAUACAUUGCAUGUGAUCAUAGACAAAGUACUGGUUGGGCUCACACCGGGGUUUGAUGCAGCUGCCAAUGCAUGGACAUCCGACGUUGCUGGGUCUGCUACUUCUUCCGCUCUACAGCAAUUGGAUACGCAACUCGAGGAAAUCAAUAGCUGGAUCACACACGCUGAGCAAGAUAUCAAUGAACAUGCAUUUGGCGUGGUGCGAUCCAUAGCAACAGCAGCCAAUUCAACAUUGGGUGUUGUGACGCAACAUGUCACUGACUUUGUACAAACGACGUUGGGCGGUACUAUUCUCGAGCAACCAGCCAAAGAUAUAUUGGAUUGCGUGAUGAUGUUCAAGAUAGACAAGAUUGAACAAGGACUUGGUUAUAUUGUACAGCAUGCCCAUGUUAACUUGACUCGAUACGAAGCAGCUGAUGUUCGUACAACCAUCCAGAGCAGCUUACAAGAUAUGCAAAUUGCACCCAUUCAUGACAUGUGGCAAUCGUUAAAUGAUGCAGUGACAAGGACUAUCCAAGGCGAUUUGACCUUUUAUUGGGUGAUGCUUGCCAUGUGGUGUUUGGCGGUGGUGUGUGUUUUAUCGACAUCCAUCAUCAACAAAGCAUUGAAUAAGAAAUAA